This is a messenger RNA of Pimephales promelas (fathead minnow), 7084 nucleotides long. RefSeq names its product glutamate receptor, metabotropic 5b (gene grm5b). Lineage: Eukaryota; Metazoa; Chordata; Actinopteri; Cypriniformes; Leuciscidae. Gene Ontology annotation, cellular component: membrane. Gene Ontology annotation, biological process: G protein-coupled receptor signaling pathway. The record is from RefSeq and is a predicted model, not a curated record. Gene Ontology annotation, molecular function: G protein-coupled receptor activity.
AGCGCGAGCAUCUCAGUUAAAUGGGUAACAGCAUGACUUAUUGGGAAUCAAUUACGUGCUAUUUCAUGUGCAUUGCACAUGUACGCAGUUCUAUGUGACUUAUUGAGUAUGGCAUAUUUGCAGUGUUAAAUAUGCAAGAUCUAUCGGACCCUUUAAAGACUGAGGUGUUGUUUAUGAGAUGUAUUUGACUGUGAGCACAUGGAGUGCUCUGGCCACUGCAGUGUGAUGCGUUUCAGCACCGCGGACAGCGCGAGCUCCCGUUCACCCGGUUAUCAACGGCAAGGUCGUUCGUUCUCAUCCGUCCCGUUUUGAGUGGAGCUUUCUGACCAAUCAGCCCGACAUUUGCAUUCAUUUGAAUGAAGUUAUGAGGCCCCUCAUCUCACGCCGUCCCCAGCUCGAGGUUGCCACGGCAACGACCCAGCAUCCGGCUCAGGGUCGCGGUGGAAGCUCUCGGACAAAUGACAGCGCAUUUGAAAGCCACAGGAUCUCCCCUCGGUGUAGUAAAAUACGGAGUCAAUAAGUUCAUAAUUCAGUCAAUAAUUGUCAAUAAGUUCUGAGAAGGAGCGAAGCAGCUGGACUGUGACUGUGCCUUUAGCACUGAAGUGUAAGUAAAAACACCCUCUGAUUCACUCCAAAAUGUUCCCUCUCGUCGUUUUGCUAUGGCGUCUGACGUCUCUUGCGACGGCGGCCCAAACCAACGAGAGGCGCGUCGUCGCCCACAUCCCCGGCGACGUCAUCAUCGGAGCGCUUUUCUCGGUGCACCACCAGCCACCGGCCGACAAAGUGCACGAGCGCAAAUGCGGGGCGGUUCGCGAGCAGUACGGCAUCCAGCGGGUCGAGGCCAUGAUGCACACCCUGGACCGGAUCAACGCCGACCCCAAAAUCCUCCCCAACGUCACGCUGGGCUGCGAGAUCCGGGACUCCUGCUGGCACUCCGCCGUGGCCCUGGAGCAAAGCAUCGAGUUCAUACGCGACUCGCUCGUGGCCGCGGACGAAAGCGAAGAGGCCGGGGGCGGGACCAGGUGCGCGGAUCCGAGCGCCACGCCCAUGAAGGGGAAGAAGCCAAUCGUGGGGCUAAUUGGACCGGGAUCCAGUUCGGUGGCCAUUCAAGUGCAAAACUUACUGCAGCUGUUCAACAUCCCGCAGAUCGCGUACUCCGCCACCAGUAUGGACCUCAGCGACAAAUCACUCUACAAGUACUUCAUGAGGGUCGUGCCUUCGGACGCCCAGCAGGCCAGAGCCAUGGUGGACAUAGUCAAGAGAUACAACUGGACCUACGUAUCUGCCAUACACACCGAGGGUAACUAUGGUGAGAGUGGGAUGGAGGCGUUUAAGGAGAUGGCGGGAAAGGAAGGGAUUUGUAUCGCUCACUCGGAUAAAAUUUGGAGUAACGCCGGCGAGCAGAACUUCGACCGUCUGCUGGCGAAACUGCGCAAGUACCUUCCCAAAGCUCGUGUGGUGGCGUGUUUCUGUGAGGGCAUGACCGUACGAAACAUCCUCAUGGCCAUGAGGCGCCAGAACCUCGUCGGAGAGUUCCUAUUGGUCGGCAGUGAUGGGUGGGCGGACCGGUAUGAUGUCACUGACGGGUACGUGCGCGAGGCCGCCGGCGGCAUCACGAUUAAACUGCAGUCCGCGGACGUCAAGUGGUUUGACGACUACUAUCUGAAACUACGUCCCGACAAUAACCCACGAAAUCCCUGGUUCCCCGAGUUCUGGCAGCACCGGUUCCACUGCCGGCUGAAAGGACACCCGCAGGACAACAACAAAUACAACAGAACCUGCGGCAAGCGCGAUUCUCUGCGGCAGCAAUACGCUCAGGACACCAAGAUGGGCUUCGUGAUCAACGCCAUCUACAGCAUGGCCCACGGCCUUCACAACAUGCAGAAAUCCCUGUGUCCCGGUGUGGUGGGACUGUGCGACGCCAUGAGGCCCAUCGACGGCGCCAAGCUCCUGGACUUCCUCAUGAAGACCAACUUCACCGGCGUGACCGGGGAAAACAUUUACUUCGACGAGAAGGGAGAUUCGCCAGGGAGUUACGUGAUCAUGAACUUCAAGAAGAUGGGGAAGGAUUAUUUCGACUACACAAACGUGGGCAGCUGGGACAUCAGCGGUCUGCAGAUCAAUGACGACGAGAUCUGGCCCAACAAAGAGGACAUCAUCAGAUCGGUGUGCAGCGAACCCUGCGAUAAAGGUCAAAUCAAGGUGAUCCGUAAAGGAGAGGUCAGCUGCUGUUGGACAUGCACCCCCUGUAAGGAGAACGAGUUUGUGUCGGACGAGUACACGUGUCGUGCGUGUGAGCUGGGAUCUUGGCCCACACAUGACCUCACCGGAUGUGACCCGAUCCCAGUGGAGUUUCUGAGGUGGGGCGACCCUGAGCCCAUCGCAGCCGUGGUCUUCUCCUGCUUGGGUCUGAUGGCCACGUUCUUCGUCACCUCCAUCUUCAUCAUCUACCGCGACACUCCCGUGGUGAAGUCGUCCAGUCGCGAGCUGUGUUACAUCAUUCUGGCGGGGAUCUGUAUGGGAUACCUCUGCACCUUCUGUCUCAUCGCGAAGCCUCGCGUGAUCUACUGCUACUUGCAGCGGCUGGGCAUCGGCCUGUCGCCCGCCAUGAGCUACUCGGCCCUCGUCACCAAAACCAAUCGCAUCGCUCGGAUUCUGGCCGGCAGCAAAAAGAAAAUCUGCACUAAGAAACCUCGUUUCAUGAGCGCGUGCGCCCAGCUAGUGAUCGCCUUCCUUCUCAUCCUCCUGCAGUUGGGCAUUAUCGUGGCGCUUUUCGUGAUGGAGCCUCCCGACGUCGUCCAUGCUUAUCCCUCGAUCCGCGAGGUCAACCUCAUCUGCAAUACCACUAACUUAGGUGUGGUGGCGCCAUUGGGCUACAACGGCCUUCUCAUCAUGAGCUGCACCUUCUACGCCUUCAAGACGCGCAACGUCCCGGCCAAUUUUAACGAAGCGAAGUACAUCGCCUUCACCAUGUACACCACCUGCAUCAUCUGGCUGGCCUUCGUACCCAUUUACUUCGGCUCCAACUACAAGAUCAUCACCAUGUGCUUCUCCGUCAGUCUGAGCGCCACCGUGGCUUUGUGUUGCAUGUUUGCGCCGAAGGUUUACAUCAUCCUCGCUAAGCCGGAGAGGAACGUCCGCAGCGCGUUCACUACGUCGACGGUUGUGCGAAUGCACGUGGGAGACGGGAAAUCCUCCUCCGCGGCCAGCCGGUCCAGCAGCCUGGUCAACCUGUGGAAGAGACGAGGCUCGUCGGGAGAGACGCUCAGCUCUAAUGGGAAGUCUGUGACCUGGGCCCAGAAUGAGUGCAGUUCCAAAGGCAGCCACCUGUGGCAGCGUCUCUCCUUCCACAUCAAGAAGCGCGAAAGCAAUCAGACGGCCGUGAUAAAACCUUUCUCCAAAACGUCCGAGGGACGCUACUGUGGAGGCAGCGACAUCAACACCGACAACAGUAACAACAAGAUGCUCUACGAGGUCACCGAAGCGGAGGAGCGCUACCCCAUCAGCUACCGGCCCCAGACCCCCUCGCCAAUCAGCACCGUGACCCAAAGAGCGAGUAUUUCUUUAGCGCAAAGCAAUGACGCCCAGGUCAUGAGCGUCUCCACGUACAUGUGUCAGCCUCAGCAUCGCGGUAACGUUUCGUGCGGCGGAAGUGCGUCGCAAGGCUCGCUAAUGGAGCAGAUUAGCUGCGUGGUGAACCGUUUCACCGCUAACAUCAGCGAGCUCAACAGCAUGAUGCUCACCAGUUCUCCUCCGGGAAGCACCGCGGUUUUAUCCACCAGCGCCUCUGCUCACGCACAGGAUCCCUGCUGUCCUCCGGCCUACCGCCUGUCCCGAGAGAUUUCCAUGCCGGCCACCAUGACGACCUAUGCCGAAAUACAGCCCCUCCCACCGGUGGAGCCUAACGUGGGCCGCCCCGCACCCUCCUGCAAUCUUUCCGGUUCAUCGCGGCUCAAAACGUCACCAACGACCAGUGGGAAGGAGCUUAAAGUGGGCGUGUCCUCGGUUAUGGAGUCGCCGUCCAAUCAGCUUGAGCUUGAGGAACUGCUAGCGCUGACUCCGCCCUCCCCCUUCAGGGACUCCGUCGGGUCGGGAAGCGCCUCGCCAAGUUCUCCCGCUUCGGAUGCCGAAAUGACCGAACUUCCGCUCGUCCCGAAAUACGAUUGCCUGGUGCUCCGACACUACAGCCAGAGUUCGUCUUCAUUAUGAGGACCAGCAUGGCGGACAACAGAGUGAAGAAUGGAGCGCCAAAUAAUGUCGCUUGAGUGUGUGUGUUUACAUGUUCUCACCUUCAGACCAAUGCAAAACCGGGCUCCGCCGCCCCUCCAGAUAAACAUCAGACCUGCAGUAGUUUCUCAAUCGUUCGUCUAGUUUGGCGUCCAUUGGUCUGUUUUGGUAGUGGCCUUAAACAAAUAUGGCUUUCAUCUAAUUAGUGCUGUUUCUAUGACUACGAUAUGUUGGUGUCCCCCCCCCCAAAAAAGGAUGUCGGCGGACGAAUACACAGGGAGACCCACGGGGAUGUUCCCAUACAUGGAUAUUACGAGCCUUUUUUUGCUACUUUCAUCAUCAAACAAUGAGAUUAUUAAGGGCUGGAAAAAGACACGGCAGCAAAGGGAAAAGCCUGUUUAAUUACACACUGCUUCGCUCGUACACGACUGCUGGUACACUGUAAUAAUUAAAGAGUCCGAGGUGACGUCCCCCGAUGCUUUCCGAGAUUCAAACGCAAUCUUUGAACAAAGUGCUUUGUUUGAUGUACCACAGGACGGUGUGUGAGAGAGCAAACAGACCGAUAUUCACACACAUCAUCAUCGUCCAUGACUUUCUCUUCUCCUUUUUCUCUCCAUUUUCUCUUAAUUCUUCCAUUUUUCUACCUGCCUUUUUCAGAAACAGAGCAUAUAUGGGUGAAUCUAAUGAAACCUGUCCAGAUCAUAUUUCACCCCAAAAAUCUGCUUAUAGAAAAAUGAAACCUUAUUAUAGGAUCAUAGGUGGUCAUUUUUGAAAAUAAUGUCACAAUGCAAUGAUUUUAGGCUUCAUUUCUAGUGUCUAUUUACACGCCUUUUUAACUCCGCCCACUGACGUUGAUGCUGGAUUGUCGAUUAAGACGCAUAAAAUAACGUUUUGACACAAAUCGACCCGGUUCGAAUCUCCCUUUUCCCAUCUCGUAUCAAAUCGGAAAGGCAUUUAUUUUCAAUAAAAUGUAGAAAAUAUUCAAAAAGUGGAAAUAAAGUGUCUAACGUGCGUUUAAUAAUAAAGUGUUUAUCAGUUAGGGAUUGGGGAAGUUGUAGGGAGGGAUUGUCCCAAUAAGCAAUAGCCGCAACCAUUUAUUUAUUUAGGUUUAUUUAUAAAAUUUAAUUUCAGGGUGAACUGUGACCUAGACAUGUUUUCAUAAUAAUUACCUGCAUUUUUUAUAUAUAUAUAUAUUAUUAUUGUUGUUGAUUUAAUUGUGGGACCAAACUCUGGAGCCAGAUCCUGUAACACACCUUACCAAAACGUUGUGGUACCAUGUUAUAGUGAUGGUAUCAGGUGGUAAUACCCUGGUACUCCCAAGAAUACCAUGGUACUUUUUUUAUUUACUUUUUUUGUUAAUGGCAAACUAGUGAGGGAAACUCUGAACAUGAACUACACAGACACAAAUUCAAUUUUGUAAGAUGGUAGUGGGUGAAGUGACAUCAUAUCACCCCUAACAAACCAGUUCACUGUGGGUCAUAUCAUUGAUCUGUGUCAAAUCAAAUCAUUCAGUCAACAACGUUUUGGUCCAAAGUCAACAUGGAAUGAAAAUGUUUACUUUCUUAAAACACAUUCCUGGUGUUCUUUUGAACAAAUGUAUCUGUGCACGACACGGUUUGUCCCUACGAAAAAUAACCGAACAAUGUAUAAAUUAUGUCACAUUACAGAAGUAGGCCUAUAAUGGGCUGCGAACGCCAUUUCAUGUUGACUUUAAAUGAUAAUUUUUUCUAUCAGAAGGGCUUUUUUAUGUAAUCUUAAACAGCUUCUUUUCCUCUCUCUCUCUCUCUCUAUCAUCAGGUUUUGAAUCAUAAAUGAUAUGAGUUAUGUGUUCACCAUGAAGCCAUUCUAAUCAUUUUGAUUGACGAUUCCUAUUGAUUGUGUAAAUAUCAAGGGCAUGCGAACAGCAACAAGUCUAGUAAAGUUUUAACAGUGUCUUAUUGUUAAAGCUGAACAACUGCAGUCAUUUUAAACGGAUUACACGAGGACGAAAUAACAGAAGAUUUUACGAGUCUAAAGAUGUCUUUUCUUACCAUUCCCUUGUGUACAGAACGUGCUUAGAUGAAUGUGAGGCUACUCAAGUGUCUAGCAACUAUAUGAAAAACAAAAAGAGAAAUUUACAAGUAAUAUUUAUCUUAAUAGAGCUUUUAGUGCCAAAGGGGGGAGGGAGAAGGUGUGGCGAAAUGUGUGUUUUUCGUAACAUAAUGAUAUGAAUCGUUUUUAUGGUGAUGAGUAUUCUUUUUAUAUAAAUAUAUAUAUAUAUUAUAAAUAGACCAGACUUUGGGACUCAAAGCAAUACACACCAUACGCAUAUACAAAGCACAUCGGCUUUAGAAGUUUUCUAAUCAAUUUGAAACUUCUUUCUGUGAAUGAGAAAUCUUCCUCCUUCUCUUAUUUCGUCAUAUUUCGGGGAUUCAGCCCGAAUCUACAUACCAGACACGUGUUUCGAAACAAUUAAAUCAAUGCUUCUGUCUACACUAAAAACCAUGGAAGCUCGUUUCCGCCUCGGAAUAAAAAAAAUGUGGGAAAUAAAGACUUUUUUAAAGGGGACCUAAUGCAAAAUUCACUUUUAUAAGGUGUUUGAACAGAGAUGUGUGUCCUUAGAGUGUGUAAACAAGCAGUCUAAUGGUAGAAAUACACCCACUCUUUUUUAUAAUCCCCAUAAAUCAUAAACAGAGCAGCAACUGUUUUACAUUUAAAGGGACGCACACAAAACGUCAUAUUACAUAUUGUGAAAAGGGGCAUAAUAGGUUCCCUUUAAGACUUUCAUUCUCCCUCUAUUGCUACCCAGACAGCAAACUGACAUUGAAUCAACGUGGAAACGACGUCUCUCAUGACAUUGAAACAACGUUGAUUUUGC